Alexandromys fortis (reed vole) is the source of this 2194-nucleotide messenger RNA. RefSeq names its product adrenoceptor beta 2 (gene Adrb2). Gene Ontology annotation, cellular component: plasma membrane. The transcript has a single exon. Gene Ontology annotation, biological process: norepinephrine-epinephrine-mediated vasodilation involved in regulation of systemic arterial blood pressure; negative regulation of smooth muscle contraction; adenylate cyclase-activating adrenergic receptor signaling pathway. NCBI's taxonomy places the organism in Eukaryota, Metazoa, Chordata, Mammalia, Rodentia, Cricetidae. Gene Ontology annotation, molecular function: beta2-adrenergic receptor activity; norepinephrine binding. The coding region runs from base 215 to 1492 and encodes 425 amino acids. The record is from RefSeq and is a predicted model, not a curated record.
UUCUCCGGCUUUCAGGCUGCAGCUAGCAGGCACAGCGAGCCGCGAGCACCCCACGAGCUGAGUGUGCAGGACGCGCCCCCAGCACAGCCACCUCCAGCCGCUGAAUGAAGCUUCCAGGAGUCCGCCCCCGGCCGGCUGCGCCCCGUCGGAGGUGCACCCGCUGAGAGCACCAGAGCGCCUAAAGCCGGUGCGCUCACCUGCUAGUCUGCUAGUCAUGGGGCCACCCGGGAACGACAGCGACUUCUUGCUGGCACCCAACGGAAGCAGUGCGCCAGACCACGACAUCACUCAGGAACGGGACGAAGCGUGGGUGGUAGGCAUGGCCAUCCUCAUGUCGGUUAUCGUCCUGGCCAUCGUGUUUGGCAACGUGCUGGUCAUCACAGCCAUUGCCAAGUUUGAGCGACUACAGACUGUCACCAACUACUUCAUAACCUCUUUGGCGUGUGCUGAUCUAGUCAUGGGCCUAGCGGUGGUGCCGUUUGGGGCCAGUCACAUCCUUAUGAAAAUGUGGAAUUUUGGCAACUUCUGGUGCGAGUUCUGGACUUCCAUCGAUGUGUUGUGCGUCACAGCCAGCAUCGAGACCCUGUGUGUGAUUGCAGUGGAUCGCUACAUUGCUAUCACGUCGCCAUUCAAGUACCAGAGCCUGCUGACCAAGAAUAAGGCCCGAAUGGUUAUCCUGAUGGUGUGGAUUGUCUCCGGCCUUACCUCCUUCUUGCCCAUCCAAAUGCACUGGUACCGUGCCACCCACAAGAAAGCCAUCGACUGCUAUCACAAGGAGACUUGCUGUGACUUCUUCACGAACCAGGCCUACGCCAUUGCUUCUUCCAUUGUGUCUUUCUAUGUGCCUCUGGUGGUCAUGGUCUUUGUCUAUUCCCGGGUCUUCCAGGUGGCCAAAAGGCAGCUCCAGAAGAUAGACAAAUCUGAAGGAAGAUUCCACUCCCAAAACCUCAGCCAGGUGGAGCAGGACGGGCGAAGUGGGCACGGACUCCGAAGGUCCUCCAAGUUCUGCUUGAAAGAGCACAAAGCCCUCAAGACUCUGGGCAUCAUCAUGGGCACUUUCACCCUCUGCUGGCUGCCCUUCUUCAUCGUCAACAUCGUGCACGUGAUUCAGGAAAACCUCAUCCCUAAGGAAGUUUACAUCCUCCUUAACUGGUUGGGCUACGUCAAUUCAGCUUUCAAUCCCCUAAUCUACUGUCGGAGUCCAGAUUUCAGGAUUGCCUUCCAGGAGCUUCUAUGCCUCCGCAGGUCUGCUUCAAAAGCCUAUGGGAACGGCUACUCCAGCAACAGUAAUGGCAGAACAGACUACACAGGGGAGGUGAGUGGAUGCCCGCUGGGACAGGAGAAAGAAAGCAAACUGCUGUGUGAGGACCCGCCAGGCUCGGAAAGCUUUGUGAACUGUCAAGGUACUGUGCCUAGCCUUAGCAUUGAUUCCCAAGGGAGGAACUGUAGCACCAAAGACUCACCGCUGGAAUGCAGGCUUUCUACUUUUUAAGACCCCCCUUCCCCCGACAGGACACUAACGAGACUAUUUAACUUGAGUGUAAUAACUUUAGAAUAAAAUUGUAUAGAGAUUUGCAGAAGGGGGAAGAAUCCUUCUGCCUUUUUUUAUUUUAUUUUUUUAAGCUGCAGAGAGAGGAGAGAGAGAGAGAGAGAGAGAGAGAGAGAGAGAGAGAGAGAGAGAGAGAGAGAGAGAGAGAGAGAGAGACUGUAUUUGAAUGUUUGUUUGGUUCUUGUACAGUUCAGUUCCUCUUUGUAUGGAACUUGAAAGUUUCUGUCUGAAGUGUCUUGGUCCUAGAUGACUGUGUCUAUAUGUUUAGAUCACUUUUCCAUUUAUCUACCUCAUUGGUCAAAUAUUAGAGAUACUAUAUAUUGCUGCUAGUCAUUUGUAUCUGAAGGAAAUCUUCCUUCCUGUACCCUUGGAACUUGACAACCCUGUGUCUUGGACCUUUCUGCUGUGAAUACGGACUCUCUCCCACUCCCCUUGUUUGCUCAACUGGAGUGUUCUAGGCAGAGAUCUGAGGGACAGCUUCAGUUGUUUUUCUGAGAAAAGUCUAAAGUUUACAGUAAAUAAAUUGUUUGACUAUGAAUUCAUUGCACCUGUUUCUCCAAACCCUCUUGACUCUCGAGUGUCCUUGUCUCGCCCACUGGAAACCACAGGUAACUAUGUGUCAUAAUUGCUGAGUGGCUUAAUAGG